UAGGGGUCCUCUUCGGAGUGGAUGUAAGCUAACAGCUACAAAACAGUCACUUUCUUCCAGUUAAGUACGUUUUUGUUUGUUUUAACCGUGUUUUUUUCAGUUACGAACACAUUCAGACGCAGUCAACUCUCCGAUAGACGACCAACACAUCUGGUUUCUGUGAACUUUUAGCUCUGAAAUAGUUAAAUUAGCCCAAUUUUGUACUUGGAGCUAACGUUAGCUUAGUGUUGCCCAGAGCCCCGUUGCUGUGUUUCCUGUUAAGGAGAUGGAUGGUUAUCCCGGAGUCAUCGUCGGCGAUUCUACAAAACAUCAAGAGAGACAUUACUACCUGUUAUCUGAGCUGCAAACCUUAGUCAAAGAUCUACCAAGCUCCUUCCAGCAGCGCCUGUCCUACAGCACGCUGGGUGACCUGGCUCUAGCACUCAUAGAUGGGACUGUCUAUGAGAUUGUGCAGGGGCUCCUGGAUAUUCAGCACCUGACAGAGAAGAAUCUGUACAACCAGAGACAAAAGCUGCACUGUGAACACCAAGCACUCAAACAAGAUCUUGUACGAAAACACAAAGAUGCCCUGCAGUCAUGCAAGUCUCACAACCUUGCGCUUCUCAAAUCCAACCAGCAAGCAGAACUAGAGGCUCUGGAAAUUCGUGUGCGGGAGGAGCAAAGAAUGAUGGAUAAGAAGAUAGUAGCAGAAAUGGAUCAAAAAGUGAUAGACCAGCAGAACACCUUGGAGAAAGCGGGAGUCCCUGGAUUUUAUAUCACCACUAAUCCUCAGGAGCUGACGAUGCAGAUGAACCUACUUGAAUUGAUCCUCAAGCUUCAACAGAAGGAAUCACAAUCUGGAGUCCUUUGAGAACGAGGCCUAGUAGUGCCAGAAGAGGGGAAAACAACCACUCAGUGCCCACAGACUGUGUAUGCUCACAGUCCAGUAAUUGUGAGAUGCAUCAUAAACAGUCAAAGUGUGGCACUUGACAUCUGUUGUUAUUGGUGUAAUAUUCACCAUUAAAACAUGUAGGAGAAGGCCGGUUCUCGAGUUCAUAAGUAAGAUGUUUCCAGUCCUGGAAGAGAGCCUCGACAGGUCAUGACUACAAAGUUAUAAAGCACUUAACUGUCACUCAUUGUGAAAUUAGGAAGUUGAUGUGUCGUGGAUCUUUUAGUACUGAGAGCGCAGACUCUGCAAGAAAUUAAAUAGUAAAGGGUGAAGAUGUUGCUUCAGGACACGGAGAUGGCUGUAACUGGGAUUACUGUCAUGGUCUUCCUGCAGUGAGAUGGUCUCUCCGUGAGGGACUCGUGAUGCCUUUGCCUGAAGUGUCAGUUCCAGUGUUCAGGCUCUGUUUUUAACACUUUAUUGUUAAUUUAUUUCAACAGUAUUGUAAUACAUUUCCCACUUUUUCUUUUCAUAUUUUUGCUACUUUGUUGUGAAUCGUGUAUUUUUCUGUUCAGUUUGUUGUACAUGUGUUGGUAUCAGAGGUGCACGUUAGAUCUUGAGCUAACCCCUUCACAAUUACAUUAUUUUUUAAAAUGCCAGUGUUGGUUGAUGUUUACGGUCCCACAUAAAUAAACAAAUCAGCAACAUUGAA
This is a messenger RNA of Epinephelus lanceolatus (giant grouper), 1577 nucleotides long. It is a transcript of the gene dgcr6, whose product is annotated as DiGeorge syndrome critical region gene 6. NCBI's taxonomy places the organism in Eukaryota, Metazoa, Chordata, Actinopteri, Perciformes, Serranidae. The record is from RefSeq and is a predicted model, not a curated record.